Capsaspora owczarzaki ATCC 30864 is the source of this 1536-nucleotide messenger RNA. RefSeq lists its product as hypothetical. The record is from RefSeq and is a predicted model, not a curated record. Lineage: Eukaryota; Filasterea; Ministeriida; Capsasporidae. Gene Ontology annotation, molecular function: RNA binding. The coding region runs from base 74 to 1306 and encodes 410 amino acids. The transcript has 3 exons.
UCUGAGUCUUGUCGGUCUCUGUGAUGAACCACUCUUCUUCUUCUUGUUCCUCUUCUUUGAGCUUCUAUUUGAAAUGACUGCUCCUUACAUUGGCAGCCGGAUUAGCCUGAUCUCCAACGCCAACAUUCGCUACGAAGGCACACUCUACGGCAUCAACACCGAAGAGUCCACCGUCACACUCGCCAACGUGCGAUCGCUUGGCACGGAGGGACGCGGGAUUGACGGCAAGGAAGUCCCUGCCCGCGCAGACGUCUUCGAGUACAUUGUCUUCCGUGGCAGCGACAUCAAGGAUCUGCAUGUGCAGAGCGAGCCGCCGGCAUUCGUGCCACAGGCGCAGCAGCCGCAAGACCCAGCCAUUGUGCAAGUGACUGUUGCUGCUCCAGCUCCUGCUGCUGCUGCUGCUGCUGCUGCUGUGCCUGUUGCUCCGGCUGCACAGCAACCUGUUGUCGCUCAGCAACAGCCUCAACAGCAGCCCCAACAGCAACAAGCAUGGGGCGAGCGUCCUCCACGCUUCAACAACCAACACCAAUCCAACAACAACUACAACAACAACAGCAGCUACAACAACAACAGCAACUACAACAACCGUGGCAACCACUACAACAACAGCAAUCGCCGCGGGGGCUACCAAAACGCCAACAUGCACAACACUGCGACGUUUGGUGGGCGGCCAAACCGCGCCCCGCGUGCCGACGACGGAUCUGUGGGCAUUCUGGGCACACCCAACGCGAGCGUGGCCAUGGCUCCCCAGUCCUUUGAUGGCGAUUUCGACUUUGAGGGCUCCAAUGCUCGCUUGCGAAAGGAGGAUUUGCAAUCCGAGUUUAAGGACAAGUUGAAGCUCGACGACGGCUCAGCCCCUGCCGCUGCAUCCACCUCGGGCUCAACACCCGACGCAGCACCCGCUGUCGAAGACGAUUUGCUCGCUCAGCCCCGGUAUAACCCGUCCAAGUCCUUCUUUGACACCAUUUCGUGCGAAGUGUCCGACCGUCAAAAGGAGGCUACCGAAGGCCGCUCGCAUCGCAAGAACUGGGCGCAAGAGCGCCAAACAAACUCGGAGACGUUCGGCACCAACCCUAACGCACCCCGUCGUGGCUACGGACAUCGUGGUGGCGAAGGUGGCCGUGGAGGUCGUGGCGGUCGUGGAGGUCAACACGGCGGUUACAACAACAAUAACAACAGCAACAACAACAACAACUACUACCACAACAGCACGGGCAACCCCAACGCUGGUGGUCACCACAACAGCCGCCGCGGAGGCCGUAACAACUACAGCAAUUCGACUGGCGUUCCGACUGCCUUUAAUUGAGAUUUAUUUUUCAGUCAAGUUAAUCUGCUCGGUUUUCUUUUUUUUUUUUUUUUCAACAAAACACCAAAAAACAAACAAAAAUCAUCUUUUCUUCCCUUUCCCCACCUUCACCUAUCUCAUUGUGUGCUCGCUUCUUCUUCUUUUCUUCUUCUUCUGGAGCUCGCGGUGUGCUUGUACCAUACGAUCAUUUCAUCUGCUGUUAUUUGCUUUAAUACACUGCAAACCUCCCA